CCUUGCUACUAGGUCAUUUUCAGCUCCUUCCAGCAUACAUUUAGAUAUAGUGCUAAGAACUUGGACUCAAUGAGAUUGGAAAUAAAGAAAUAUAAACGUUUUUAAUCGUAAAGAAUAUUCGAAGAGUGAUCAUGUGACUUUUAAUUCAGAUUUCAUAUUAUAUGAUUAAUCAUCAACCAAAAAGUCAUGUGUACGUCGUGAUCGUGAUGAUUUAAACAGGCUAAAACUAAAAUAGGCUUGCGAAAAUGAUAGGUGAACUCAUAAUUUUGAUCUGCUCUUUAAUCUUGGUUCGUUUUGUAUCACAUUAUGCAAGAAGGAAGAAAUGCAAUGCACCUGGACCUCCCGGUUGGCCUAUUAUUGGAAACUGGUUUGAGUUAGAGACAGUCAAACCAUGGUUCCAAAUGGAAAGAUGGCGGCAAAAGUAUGGCGACGUUUUCAAGCUGAAACUUGGGGUGGCGGAUAUUGUUGUCGUAAAUGGUGAGGCGAUAUACGAAGUUCUUGUGACAAAAAGUGACGAUUAUAUGGACAGACCCGACAAUGGUCGUUACAAAAUGCUAACGGACUAUCAUGACAUCAUAACAAGAAAAUCAGAUGAAAAAUGGAAAGAUUUUCGGAAAGUUGCACAUCAAGGACUAAGACAAUAUGGGAAAGGAGUUCUUCGUAUUCAAGAAUUGAGCCAGGAUCAAGUUUUGAAAUGCGCUGAAGCUUUUUUAAAAACUAACGGUGAACCUUUUAACCCGUUUGAUGACAUAUUUCAUACGAUUGCAAAUGUGGCUCUUGUCGCGCUGAGUGGAUCGGCCUUUGAAAAGAACCAUGAAGUUAUGCAAAGAUUGAAAAAACUGGACAUUGAUGCCAACCGGAUGCUUGGGAUAGAUGGUGUGCAUAUCGACGUGAUGCCAUGUUUGAAGUAUUUUCCCCACAAGAUGGGCAAAAUGGUGCGAGAGGCUGUUCGAGAUCAAAUGAUUGUCCUUGAUAUGCUUUGGGACUUCGUCAAGGAAAAUUGUGACCUUGAAAAACCUGCAGGAGUUCUUCCAGAAUUCUUCAAGAAUCAAGAGGAGCGGAAAGAUUCCGAUAUGCCGUUAUCUGAUGAGGAAGUCUACGGACUUGAGCAGAAUCUAGUUGUAGGAGGCCUAUUUACCACGACGGCGGCAGUGAAAUCAAUGGUUGCGUACAUGGUAGAUUACCCGGAUGUUCAGAGAAAGUUGCAGCUUGAGAUUGAUGAAGUGCUACAAGGAAGGUUGCCAACACUUGAUGAUCGGAGAACGAUGCCAUAUAUGGAAGCGUUCAUUCUUGAAUCACUCCGCCAGACUUCUUUACUUCCGAUUUUAAUACCACACAUGACGAAACGUGACGUCUCACUGAGAGGAUAUGACAUCCCUAAGGACACACAGGUUUGGGUGAAUGCGUUUAACCUGCAUCACGAUGAGCGUUACUUCAAAGAUCCUUGGACUUUCAACCCUGAUCGAUUCCUCGAGGAGGAUGGAAGUCUCCUCCCAACACACAAACGCAAAAUGUUGUUGCCUUUUGGCGCAGGGCGACGAGUUUGCGUCGGAGAACAAUUUGCCAGGAUUCGAAUGUUCCUUUUCAUGACAACGCUGCUGCAACGUUUGACCUUCCUCCCUGCAUCACCUGACAGCAAGCCGAACUAUGAUCCUAGGGACAGCAUCAUUGGAUUUAUCCUCAAAAUGAAGGACUACAAACUAAGGGUAGUCAAGAGGGGUGUGUAA
Molecule: messenger RNA, 1727 nt
Organism: Owenia fusiformis
Lineage: Eukaryota; Metazoa; Annelida; Polychaeta; Sabellida; Oweniidae
Source: the annotation of a GenBank genome assembly